Solanum verrucosum is the source of this 1215-nucleotide messenger RNA. RefSeq lists its product as uncharacterized. Lineage: Eukaryota; Viridiplantae; Streptophyta; Magnoliopsida; Solanales; Solanaceae. The record is from RefSeq and is a predicted model, not a curated record. The transcript has a single exon. Bases 1 to 1215 code for a protein of 404 amino acids.
AUGUUAUUGCAGAUUACAUUUCAAGACAAAGCUACACAGACGGAUCUAGACCAAGAAAAUACUGUUGAAAAAAUAUUCAAUGCCAUGACAUUACUUUGUACCAAAGUAGAUGGCCUGGACAAAGAGAUACAAAAAAUGAAAAGUCAGAAGCAUGACGGUAAACAUGUGGAACUAAGUCGAUCGGAAGACUUAAAAACUCCAGAGCUAGAAGGUGACGAUGGGAAACACCGAAAAACUCAAACUAACAAUUUGUUACAUGCAGCUACAGGUAGCACAUCAUCUACAAAAGAAGAAAAAAGAUAUGUUAAUACAAAUAUGAACAAGAUAUUUGAGAAACCAUUUGUAACCAGAAAUCAAAACCCCUUAUUUGUACCACCACAAGUAAAUACCUACAAAGACAGCCUAGGACAAGACAAAAAAAUCUAUAAUCAUAUAACCAGAGCCUAUAUAGAAAAAAUCCAUAAAAUACAAACCUUUUUGAAUAAAAAUCCCAGAUCUAAAACUACCCAAAAUCCACACGAAGAUUAUAUUACCCAAACUCUACAAGGAUACAAUAAACUAAUUGCUUUACCUAAGACAAAUGCAAAUCUAGUGGCAACUUGCUAUAACUAUGGAUUAUUAAACACAGUAUAUACCCAGACAGGAGAUGAAAUAGCUACAAUACCGGAGCUACACAAAGCAUUCAUGCACUACAAAAGGAUAACUAAGGGAACCCUUUUUUAUAUAAGAUUCUACUCAGCACCAGCCGAAAUACUUUAUGAUGAAAUUAAGCCAAUUAUACAAGUUAUAAAAAUUGGAUUAACUAGAGAAAUGAUCAUACCAGAAAAGAUAGAAGAACAAGACGAGAUACAAAAAGUGGAGAUACCGGCAUUUUAUGCAGGAAAAAGAAUUAUUGGAAUAGCUACUAUCUUAAAUGAGUUAACAUCUAAUUAUUUAAACAACAAUUCAAUAUGGAGUUAUUAUUCAAGAGAGCAAACAAUGAUAUAUUCAAAUUGUCGAGAAAUUAGAGCAGCAGAUAUGGAAAAACUCAGGCAAUGGGCACUAAGUCUACUAAAACCUGAGAAACAGCCGACUGCAAGAGCUAUAAGAAAGAACUUUAUCUCAUCGGAAAUAAUGACAGGAUAUUGUAAAACUAUCGGACACAAAUAUCCGGAUCAUCAAUGUUCUAAAUGCCAAGGAGAAGAUAACGUAAUCCCAGACGUACAGCUGGAGUAA